Molecule: messenger RNA, 630 nt
Organism: Caenorhabditis briggsae
Lineage: Eukaryota; Metazoa; Nematoda; Chromadorea; Rhabditida; Rhabditidae
Exons: 5
Coding region: 1-630 (209 amino acids)
Source: RefSeq, a predicted model, not a curated record
AUGUCAGUUAAAAUAUAUUUCUUAGUCAUCAUAUCUCCUGUACUAGUCUGGUCCUGUGGGUCUGAUGUAACAGGGACCUCCUCAACGACAGCAGAGUUUGGAAUAUCCUUUUUUGCGCCUCUCGCUUACACAUAUCCACCUCCAGACGUGGAUCUUGUACCCGGACAGUCUCUAACCAAGGACAUCGCCAACCGAAUAGUUCAAACAGACUUGGAUUUGGCGAUAGCAAAAGGUCUCACUGCUAAUCAAAUCUACUUAUAUAUCCCACCAACGUUGAAUUUUACAUUUACCCACCCAGUGUACAAAUCGUCGAUGGAGAAGUUUGCCAGACUGAUGGAACAUAUAUCGCAAUGUCUGGUUGCCACUGUUACAUCUACCAUUUCCUCAGUUACAGCUACCAUUUCCACAGGGGAUACAAACGGAGAACCAGAAAACUUCAAUGCCCUUCCAAGACGACGUGCGACAUCUGGAGUCAAAGCUCGUCCGUUUGUCCAAUCCAUGACAGUAAUAGCCACGGCUAGUCAACCACUGUACAAGAAUCAAUGGAAGAGUAUUGGAAGAUCUGUGCAACAAGCUCUAGAGGAUAAGAAACUAUUGUUUAAUGAUGAAAUUUCCGUAGUUUUGUUGUAA